This is a messenger RNA of Postia placenta MAD-698-R-SB12, 965 nucleotides long. RefSeq lists its product as hypothetical. NCBI's taxonomy places the organism in Eukaryota, Fungi, Basidiomycota, Agaricomycetes, Polyporales, Adustoporiaceae. Gene Ontology annotation, molecular function: FMN binding. The coding region runs from base 71 to 880 and encodes 269 amino acids. The record is from RefSeq and is a predicted model, not a curated record. The transcript has 5 exons.
GCUCAAAAGGCAGCGACACUGGCCAGCUGCAUUCCGCUCGCACAGACUCUCAACGACCGCCGCUAUCAACAUGGCCCAGAACGACACGCCCCCCUUCGACCGCUCGCUCAGCCUCAAGUUCACGCAGACGCCCAACCCGCAGUGGACGUACGGCCAGCAGCUCGACGCGACGCCCGAGGGCAAGGCAUGGCUUGAGGGCGAGAAGGCCGGCUGGAAGGUGGUGGACACGGAGAAGGAGGACCCGAUGAAGCUGUAUGCGCUGAUGACCAGCGGGAUCGUGCCUCGCCCGAUCGCGUUCGUGUCGACGAUCUCGGAAGACGGCGUCGAGAACCUCUCCCCUUUCAGCUGGUUCAACAUGGUGACGCACAGCCCGCCGCUCGUCUCGCUCUGCUGCAGCAACGGGCCCGCGCGCGUGAAGGACACGGCGGCGAACAUCGCGGCCACGCGCCAGUUCACGGUGAACAUCAUCAGCGAGCCGUGGGUCGAGGCCGCGAACGCGUGCGCGGUGGACGCGCCCGCGGCGGUCGGCGAGUGGCCGCUCAGCGGGCUCACGAAGACGGCGAGUCUGCACGUCAAGCCCGCGCGCGUGCAGGAAAGCGCGUUCAGCAUGGAGUGUGAGCUGCACCAGACGGUGGAGAUCGUGCACCCUGUGACGGGCGUGAACACGACGACGAUGAUCCUGGGCCUCGUCAAGUACGUGCAUGUGCGGAACGACAUGCUCACGGCGCGCGGGACGGUGGACCCGGCGCGCCUCCGCCCGGUUGCACGCCUCGGCGAUAUCUCGUACGCGCGCGUGGGCGACGGGUUCCGCCUGCGGCGGCCGGUGUGGGCUGACGAGGCGGAGGCGAUCCGCGCGGCGACGGAAGGAGCAAACGAGUAGCUUGCUGGUAUGUGCAGUACGAGCCUACCGUGGGGUUUCGAUUACGCAGCCGAUCGCCAUUCAAUACAUAACACAUUUAAAUACA